AUGGCUGGCCGCCUUGCAAUGAUGCGGAAGAAUUGGAGCAACUUCGCCGUGGUCUUCACAGAGACGGCGAACAAGCACAUGACUCUGCAAUGUGCUCAACAGCUGCACUGCCACAUGCAGUUGGAUCGCGCUCAAAACGUUCUUGAGAUCGCUGCAGGAGCUGGGCUGGGCUCACUCGACGCUGCUCAAUACCUGUUUGACGGGGGCUCUAAGCUGCGGACGUUCACAGUCACGGACUUGUCGCCGGUGAUGGUCGGGAUGGCCAAGGAGAACUUCAAUGGCGUGGAUUCAAGAGGUGUCGACAUCCAGUUCACGGAAGCCAACGGUAAGCUAGAGUUACAGAAGCUACGUAAAUGUUACGACACUCUAAUCGAUGUACACAGGCCAGGACUUGGAAAUUGUGACGGGUUCGAUGGAUCGAUACAUUGCCAGUCUGUGUCUUCAACUCGCUCCAGAUCCCGAUGCCAUGCUGCGUGA
Molecule: messenger RNA, 477 nt
Organism: Phytophthora nicotianae INRA-310
Lineage: Eukaryota; Oomycota; Peronosporomycetes; Peronosporales; Peronosporaceae
Exons: 1
Coding region: 1-477 (158 amino acids)
Source: RefSeq, a predicted model, not a curated record